UGUGAUUCUACUUCUGUGUCUCCAGAUUUGCAUUUCUUUGUUGUCCUACAAAACGCCAUUAUAUUCCUAACGUCUGCUUUGGUCUCCUACGCGUCCACGGUUUCCUUGUUAGGACAGCCGCCGAUACCUCUUUCGAGUACACCCAAGCCACGACAACCUCCACACUCACCAUAAUCAUCACAAACGUCAAUUUCGAGUCCUAUUGCAGUCAUCGUAUACCUAUUCAAACAAAUCCAUCAAUACCGAAUUGGCAUACGCCUCAGUCGCCUAUCCCUCCCGGAGAGGUUUCAGACCAAAGCGUACAAGGCCAUCGCCUUCACCUAAGCCUAUUGUGCCCACAAUCGCUAUUAUUAUCACCAUGGCAUCUUAAAUUUCACACAAACCUCGCUUGACUCUACUUAAUUCGACAUUCCUCGAUAGUUUCAACUUGCCGCCAACGGUCCUGCCGCCGCCAUGUCACCAAGUGCAUUCAACAUGGACCUGCACAACCGGGCUGAGGUCGCAAAGCGAUAUUUUGCCUACCCUAACAGUCUAGACCCUCUGACUCCCGUAUUCAAGCAGGGAUUGAUUCCAAUUGCACUGUUCGCCAUGCUAUCUCUCAUCUCUGUAACGGCACUCUUGGUCUUCAUCACCCAUAGACUUGUCUCCUGGCGCAAACACUACAAGGAGUACGUUGGUUACAACCAAUACGUCAUUCUUAUCUAUAAUCUUCUUCUGGCCGAUCUCCUACAAUCAAUUGCAUUCGCCAUCUCCUUCCACUGGAUGCGAAUCGGAAAAAUCCUCGCGCCCACUGUACCCUGCUUCAUACAGGCUUGGUGCCUUCACCUUGGUGAUGUAGCCAGCGGCUUUUUUGUCCUUGCCAUUGCAAUCCACACAUGGCUCGGCGUUGUCAAAGGUUACAGGAUGCCUUACAAGUGGUUCGUUGUUGGCAUCCUAGGCGUUUGGAUAGUCGCGGUUCUGCUCACCAUUCUUGGACCCGCCAUGUUCGGUGACAAAUUUUUCACCCGUGCUGGAGGAUGGUGCUGGGUUUCAAUCGAUUUCGAACAGGAGCGACUUUACCUACACUACCUUUGGAUCUUCAUUGUCGAGUUUGGUACAAUGGCAAUCUACGGUCAUGUCUUCAUUCAUCUCCGAGGCCGCAUUCGAAGCAUCAUGAACAACGACACCACUAAACUGUCCCGAGCCACCAAGUUCAUGGUCCUGUACCCUCUAGUCUAUGUCUUAUUGACACUGCCUAUCGCAGUAGGCCGCAUGGUUGCAAUGACUGGCACUGAUAUGCCCGACGUAUUCUUCUGCGUAGCCGGUGCCCUCCUCACUUCCUGUGGCUGGAUUGACGCCUUGUUAUAUGCGUUGACUCGCCGUGUCCUCGUAACAAACGAACUCUCAACCGGUGGCUACACCUUCAGCCACAACGUGACUGCCUUGACCCAGGAUGUCACGCGACCAGGCGACACAUACGGUCUCCAUUCUAUCAACAAAGAAACAUCAACCGGUCAAGCCCGCACAGUGACCAUCGUCGGUGGAAAAUCAAACCGCAUAUCAAGACUCGUGGAUCACCGUCGAGGCCGCAGCGUCACGCGUGACAAGUACGAGCUCCACGAAUCCGUAAGAGAAACCAGCCCAACAGGCUCCCAAGACUCCAUCAUCAAACCCAACGUCAACGCCAUUGGCAUUGUGACAGAAACCACCGUGCAAAUCGAGACAGCUUCUCCAGGCGAGAGGUCCUCUCCCUCAACCGAAGACCCCAAUCGCUUUGCAUCGACCUCGCGGAAUCAGAGCGAUAGCGCCUUCAGUGUGGAUCUGGAGGACAAUGAGCGCAAGCCUACGAAUUUCCUUAAGACUUCUUAAAGCCCUAAGCUUUUCACUACCUAUAAUACUUUAAAUGGCCUUUCCUACGUAGAGGGAAAGAAAUAACAAAUCCGAAAGAAAUCCACCAUAUCCAAUGACCACGAAAAAUCCAUUGUUUUCUUCUUCCUGUAACUGUAAACCAUUUCUGCUCAAAUGCAACCGGCCAACCACAUUUCGCACGAGCUCUGGUGCUCACAUGCACGGGGGGUGGGCGUCUUGGG
Molecule: messenger RNA, 2069 nt
Organism: Aaosphaeria arxii CBS 175.79
Lineage: Eukaryota; Fungi; Ascomycota; Dothideomycetes; Pleosporales
Exons: 1
Coding region: 454-1848 (464 amino acids)
Biological process (GO): adenylate cyclase-activating G protein-coupled receptor signaling pathway
Cellular component (GO): plasma membrane
Molecular function (GO): G protein-coupled receptor activity
Source: RefSeq, a predicted model, not a curated record